GGCAACGGCAACCAAGCAACGCUGGAAAAUUCUUGUUUUCAAACAGAAAACAAGCAGUCAAAACAUAAAGCAUAAAAAAAUAGCCGACACAACCCAUCCAUCAUAUGUUACAUUCAGAAAUAAAUAUAUUUUAUUAAUAUAAUCCAAGAAUGGCCCAUGACCAGGAAGCCUGCCGGCAUCUCCUGCCGCGUGCCAUCUUCGGCAUCAACGGAAAGGUGGAGAAUGGAGUGCGUCAGCAUCCGGCCACCGGAUCCAUUAUCUUUCCCCUAGGUAACAAGAUCGGGAUCGCCGACUACGUCAAGAACACCCAGGAGUUUAUCGCGGGACACACCAACACCAUAUCCUGUCUGGAUCUGAGCAAAAGUGGCAAAUACAUGGCCUCGGGUCAGAUAAACCACAUGGGUUUCAGGGGCUAUGUCAUCGUCUGGGACUAUGAGCAACGCAAGGAGAUCGCCCGUCACGAUCUGCACAAAGUCUCCGUGCAGGCCAUCUGCUUCACGUCCGGGGACCGUUGUGUGGUGUCCAUUGGUGGGGUGGACGAUGGUUCUGUCAUCGUCUUUGACAUGGAGUCAUUCUCUCCGAUUUGCCAGACUCCGGCCUCUAGGGCCAUAUCCGGCAAUGCCCUGACUGUUCGGCCUUUGCACAAUAAUCCGUAUUUUUUUAUAACCGCCGGAGAUCGGCAUCUGCGCCUGUGGAGCAUCCUGCGCGAGCAGAAGAAGCUAUAUGUCCAGGAUGUCCAGAUGGCCAGCAAGUCUCGGGUCUUUUACUGUGCCCGCAUCAAUAAGUCGGAUGAGUUCGCCUUUCUGGGCACUGGAACCGGCGAUAUCGUGAAGAUUGCCCUCAACUGUUGCGAUCGUGAUUUUGUGAGUAAGCCAGGGUCAGCCAGCGGCAUCCUGGGAGCCUUUGGAACCCACAAUCCCCGAAAGCCAACGGGUAGGGAUUGCAAUCGUUAUGUUAACGGCGUUCGCGCGUUGUAUGUCCUGGAAGGAGGACGCCUCUUAAUUGGAGCCGGCAACGGCGAUAUCGAAUUGGUGGAGGAGCGCACCGAUGUGCCCUUGAUCAAUUUCCGUGAGUAUCCGGGGCCCACCUGGCCGUAUCUGCGCACCCUGAAGAAGACCCAUGUGUCGGGUAGGAUUUCGUCGUUUGUUCGCUCCAAGACGGAUCUCUUUUACAUUUGCACCGACACCAAUGAGAUCUAUGGCCUCAAUAUCAAGACUUGGGUACUGAAGCUACUCCGAACAUGUCACACCAAGUCGGUGUAUUGCAUCACCUUUCCCAAAAACUACUCUGCUGUUUUUGCCACCUCGGGCAAGGAGUCCAUUCGUAUCUGGUCUUCUGGACGCAAGCAGGAACUGCUCCGCAUCAUGGUCUACAACUUCAACUGUGCCGCCGUUCGUUUCACCCACGACGGCACCAGCAUUGUCUCCGUCUGGAACGAUGGAAUCAUUCGAGCCUUCACCCCGAUCACCGGAAGACUCAUCUAUGCCAUUCCAAAUGCUCACAAUAAGGGAUGCAGCGCCCUGGCCGUGGCCUCCACGGGUCGCCUAAUCGUCACGGGAGGCAUUGAGGGUCAAGUUAGGGUCUGGAAGAUUGAUCCUUAUCGUCAGGAUCUACUGGGCGUGCUUAAGGAUCACUCGGGACCCAUAACAUCGCUGGAUAUUAAUUACCUGGACACGGAGGUGAUCUCCGCUUGCACUGAUGGCUCCUGUGUCAUCUGGGACAUAAAACGCAUGACCCGCAAGCAGGUGGUGACUUCAAACACCCAGUUCAUGUCCGCUUCAUAUUUCCCCACCGGUGUCCAGGUCAUCACCUGUGGCUCUGAUGGCCGGAUCAUCUACUGGAAUGUAUACAAUGGCGCUUUGAUCCGGGAGCUGACUGCCUCCAAGAAGUCCUCCGUUAAUUGCGUGGCCAUCAACGAGACCGGGGACUACUUCAUCAGCGUGGGCAGCGAUCUACAGGUGAAGCUUUGGGAUUACAACAGUGGCGCCGUGGUGGGACUGGGUUCCGAGCACGCCUCUUCGGUGAUUAGCUGCGCCUACAGUCCCUGCAUGACCAUGUUCGUUACCGGGAGCACGGACGGUUCGCUGAUCAUCUGGGAUGUGCCGCGUGACUUCUGGGGCAGACCCAAUCCACCGGACGCGCCCAAGUACACGCAGCCAAGGUCCUCCUCCUCCAAGACCAAGAUGAGCGAGGUUCCUGCCCGCGUGAAUUCCGGCACAAACCUUAAGCCGGCGAAGGGCGAGAAUAUCGACGGACUGCUGAAGGCCACUGCCAAGGACGAUCUCUGCUGCGUGGAGUGCCCGCCGUGCGCCAAGAAGGAGGCCAAGCCUGAUCCAUUUGCCGAGUGCGGAAUCGUGCCGGAUGUGAGGAAGUGCUGAGUCCUAAUAGUUUAAGUUGUAUAUUUAUGAAUAAAAUUUGUUCAGCAACAAA
Molecule: messenger RNA, 2430 nt
Organism: Drosophila kikkawai
Lineage: Eukaryota; Metazoa; Arthropoda; Insecta; Diptera; Drosophilidae
Product: cilia- and flagella-associated protein 52
Molecular function (GO): protein binding
Source: RefSeq, a predicted model, not a curated record